This is a messenger RNA of Daldinia caldariorum, 1268 nucleotides long. RefSeq names its product inositol monophosphatase. The record is from RefSeq and is a predicted model, not a curated record. Lineage: Eukaryota; Fungi; Ascomycota; Sordariomycetes; Xylariales; Hypoxylaceae. Gene Ontology annotation, molecular function: inositol monophosphate 1-phosphatase activity. The coding region runs from base 152 to 1066 and encodes 304 amino acids. Gene Ontology annotation, biological process: inositol metabolic process; signal transduction; phosphatidylinositol phosphate biosynthetic process. The transcript is spliced from 2 exons.
GGUAAAUACCUAAAUAUUUUAGAUCUCUCACCAGUUCAUCACCAGCUGCUGUUACUAGCUUAGGUAGAGCUUCAUGACAACCUCUCCUUCGUUCAACUAAGGCUUAAUUAAUUAAUAUUAUAAAAACUCCAAGUCGUCUAAGUCUAACAUUAUGGCGGACCUCAACCUCCAAGAGAUCCGCGACACGCUGAUAUCGGUGGCCCACGAGGCCGGCCGGAUGAUAUUGUCUGCGAACCCUCAAGAUAUAGAUACGGGAACCAAGUUAAAUUCUGCCGAUAUAGUUACCGAGACCGACAAAGCAGUCGAAGCCCUCGUCUCUUCCCGACUUUCCAAAGCUUAUCCUUCAUUCGCCUUCAUCGGCGAAGAGACGUAUAAGCCGGGAAUGCAAGUUACGGCCGCCCCGACCUUCAUCGUGGACCCGAUCGACGGCACCCUCAACUUCGUGCACAACUUCCCCGAGGCCUGCAUCUCGUUGGGCUUCGCAGUCGACAAGAUCCCCACCGUCGGCGUCGUAUAUAACCCCUACCAAGACAAGCUAUAUUCCGCCAUCCGCGGGCAGGGCGCGUACUUAACGCAAGGCGCCGUCUGGGGGCUCGAGGGCGGCAAGGGACGCAAAUACAAACUGCCGCUAGCCAAGAACCCGCCGCCCUUAAAGGAGCUAUACACGUGCAUGCUGGCAACCGAAUGGGGCAACAGCCGCGACGGCGUCAAUUUCGAGGUCAAGACCGAAGUGUUCAAGAAGCUGUGCGCGAGCAAAGAAGCCGGCGGCGCCAUGGUGCAAUCUAUAAGGAGCAUGGGCAGCGCGGCGCUGAACCUGUGCGCCGUAGCUGCGGGCCAGCUUGACGGGUACUGGGAGGGAGGCUGCUGGGCGUGGGACGUGUGCGCGGGAUGGGCGAUACUCGCCGAGGCCGGGGGGAUCAUGGUCGGCGGCAACCCGGGGGUGUGGGAGCCCAAGAUCGACGAGCGCAAGUACUUCGCGGUGCGCGGCGCGCCCAGCGGUCAGAAGGAGCUCGUGGAGGAGUUCUGGAACGUGAUCGGGGACAGGAAGAUGGAGUACGAGAGUUAAGAAGGGUUAGGUCAGGUAAGGCAUCUGGUAUGCGAGAUUUAAGGCGGUUUUAUCGAAGGGCUACGAAUUGACGAUGAUGGAAAACGAAAAUCUUAUUGGAACGACAUAUUAUCCAAAGAACGUGGUUCGACCGGAUUAGACAAAGGAGAAGAUGGGAGGGAUAGAGAUAUUCCACUAAUACACCACACUUACGGUUACCCAU